UGAAAAGCAAAUGCCUUAGGUCAGCUCUGUCUCCCUGACUGAAGGGAAAGAAAUGAAGGAGACGCAUUGAAGGAAAGUUAAUGUUUCCAAUCAGAAGAGGAACAUUCUACCUCCCUCUGGUGAAAGAAUUCAGAGACAAGAUAUGGAGGUCAAGAAAGCAAAGGGAAGAUUUAUUAAGUGACAGUACUUUCUCAAGAGGAGAACAAGCAGACUCUGAAAGUGAUGGAUUCCCAGUCUCUGAAGGUCUUGGAACAUGGACCAAGGAUUCUCCAGCAAACAGGUAGACUGAUUUCAUCAGUGAACCAUCACAAGGCUGCCCUACCUUCACUCUCCCGCUGCCUGAGACUUGAAGACAUUCUGCAGUGCUUUUGCAAAUCUGGACCAACCUUCAUCCUCUGGGUAUUGCUCAUGCAAGCAGUGACUUCUGGGAAUCCACUUCUUCCCAGGACUCCCAGUGGAUGAUGGCCACCGCCUCAAAAUGAGGUAUCUCUAAUUCUAGAGUGGAAUUAAGAGGAUCCAGAUGGGUUGCCACUUAUAACUGGUCUAAAUUACAGCCCCACAGCAAAGAUGUGCAAGGAAUAGUAUGAAAAAUGUUUUUAUAACUUCACUUAAUUUGUAUUUUAAGCCUGAUCCUGCUGGUGUCCUGUUUGGAUUUCCACCCAUCCCUAUUUGGAAGUCAUACCGGGCCAGGGUUUUGAGGGUGGAGGUGAGAGCAUUGUCAGUGUCCAUUGGAGCCCACAGUAGUAGUGGAGAUGCCCAUCAGCUCGGGUGCCAUGCCUCCUUCGGUUUGGUGGCACCUGUACCACACGUGGGGUGGGUUGCCAUGAUUCUGCUGGUGUGCACCACACAGCCAUCUCCUUUUAGAGUUUUUGCCAUGUCUACCCCUCCAGCCACAAUUCAGAGGCUCCUUCUCCAGGAUCUCUCUGACUUAAUCAGUACGUCUCGACACUGGAAUGGGAAAACAAAACAGUACCUAUUUGCAAAAACCUGCUUCUGUUAUGUUUCUGCUCAAAUAUCCUCUCUUUUCCUUGGAGUAUGGGAGUUUAGAAAGAAAAGCUAAGAUUAUCAGCAUGCUAUUGCUGCUACACCCUGCUGUGUCCUUUCACUGGCCAAUGAACAGGGUCUGCUACCCACCUCAAUGUAGAAGAAAGAGUGAAAUGAAGGGAGAAAAGAGAAAAAAGUAAACAGGGACAGAUUACCAUCUCAAAAUACCCUGCCACAUUUGAAAGACAUGAGAGUUGAAUUCACAGGAGAGGUUCUGCGGGAAAGAAGGAAUUUCUCUUGAAAAUGGGAUCUUCACAGUUGCAAAGACUGUGUCGGACCUAGCGCAAGAAUGCUCUGACGUCAUCACUGAGGUCAGAGAAUCCUGCUGUGGGCCUGGCGACCUUUGAACCUUAACAGCCCUGCACUGUAGUGAGCACUGAGCGGUCCUGCUGGUUCACUAAGUGGUCGGAGUCUUCAGCCAUCUAGGAGACUGGACUAUUUUUAUUGGUAUCAAAUCAUUCCGACGGAUCUCCUGAGAACCACGAAGGGCCAUCUUGUGGGGAAGAGGAGGAGCUGGACGUGAGGCAUCUUCUUAGGGACUUUUCUCGUUGGUGCUAUGAAACAGCGACAGAAGAGGAAACAUCUGGAAAAUGAAGAGUCCCAGGAGACUGCCCAGAAGGGAGGCGGAAUCUCCAAGUCACAAGUUGAUGCCCCUCAGCUUGGAUCCCCUGCGGUGGCCCAAGGAUGUGGCCCAGGAGUAGGAAAGAUCUCCUCAUCCUCCGAAUACUUCUCUUGUGUUUCUUCUCCAUGCAAGCUCACCCAUGGCAGAAUCCGGAGAUCACAUGGAGACAGUCGCCAGCCUAGAGUGCCCCUAGCACAGGUUCAGGAACAUGGGGAGACUGUUCUCCCCUUAGAGCACGUCUCAUCCCCUUCAUCCUAUAAGACCUGUGUGUCCUCUCUGUAUAGAAACAAAGAGGAACAGGGCAUGAAAAUAUACUACAUGCAGGUACAAAUGAGAAAGGGGGUAGCUGUCUCCUGGGAGACAGAGAAACCCUCGGAGACCCUGGAAAAGCAGCCGAAGAUGGAAGAAGUGAACCUUGCUGAAGGAGUGUGGGUAGGUACCCCCCCCUCUGAUGUGUCCACCAGAAACCUCCUGUCUGACAGCGAGCCCAGUGGGGAGGAGAAGGAGCAUGAGGAAAGGGCAGAGUCAGACAGCCCACUAGGGUCACCUGCAGUCGAGGAGAGACCCAGGGCCAAGACCCCUGACUGGCUGGUGACCAUGGAGAUUGGCUUCAGGUGCAUGGCCUGCUGCCGGGUCUUCUCCACCUUGGAGCUCCUCCAGGAGCACGUGCAGUAUGGCAUCCGGGAAGGCUUCAGCUGCUACGUCUUUCAUCUCACCAUGGCUCAGCUGACAGGUAGCGUGGAAUCAGAGAUCAUCCCCAAGGAGGAGGUGGUGGAGGAGGAGAAGGAGGAAGAGGAGGAGGAAGAGAAGCAAGAAGAAAAGGCGAAUGAGGAGGAGCAGCCCACAGGGGAAGACCUCAGCAAGAGGAGACCCUGGAGCCAAUGUCCAGGCUGUGUGUUUCAUUCUCCGAAGGACAGGAGCAACUGAGUCAUGGGCUGACGAUCCUGGAAGGUGGUGUGGACUUCUCUUAGAAGAGGGAGAAGAAAGGACCCUGGGGAUAGGAGCAGACAGAAUGCCAGUGGUCUUGAGGAGGAUGAAGGGACCAGCACUCAGUCUAACAUCAUUUGACAAUAUGAACAUCAUAAGGAAUAAAGAGUGUUUUCUAAACCUUUCCUAGAUAUAUUAUUUAAUUAAAUUUUUCUGUCUGUCUGUCUGUCUAUCUUAUCUAUCUAUCUGCCUUCCUGCCUACCUACCUACCUAUCCAUCCAUCUAUCUAUAUAUGUCAUCUCUAUCUAAGUCUCUAGUGGUUUUUAAACAAGGUUUCACGUAAACACCAAGGUUAUUCACCAGCCUUUUCCAGAAGAAUCAGUAUCUGAGCUCCUAGGAUCUGCAUGACUAUUUUUCCAAGGCGGGAUACUAUAUUUCACAUGAGACCAUAACAGACUACCCUGAGUUCAGGUAAAGGAACUGUGAAGGAGCAGGUGAUGUGGAAACCAUGUGCAAUGGGUCAUGACUGAAAGCCCUGUGAAGGGUAACUUCAGAGGCUAAGGGGUGGUGUGUGUGUCUCUUUAGGUCUGGCUUGGAAGAGGGACUGUCACAGUUUCACAGGGGAACACCAGGACAGGGGAGGAGUUUCUCAGUCUUGAAGCUGUAUGUGGAGCAGUUUCCUCCUGAGAUGGUUAUAGUGUUUGCAAAGAGCCCAUCUGACUUCAAUCAGGAAUUGGAGAAGAAAUUUCUAUAUUAGGAAUGUGAGCCAGGGAGCUCUGAUAGUUACAGUUCUGUUUUACUUCACUUUCUAAUAAAAUUCUUAUUCUAGCCUCUCAAGGUUUUGACCCCAUCAUCUGAACUUCAUCCUUACAUCACUGCUACCACCACUGGAACUAAAGACAUCUGGGUGGCACUGAAGACUGAUCUGGAUGUAUGAGGUUGUCCAUGGUCUUUUAAGGUAAGGGAGGAAUAAUGUGUCUUCCUAAUCUGAAUGGGGGCCACAAUCAGGUUUUGGUAGGACUGAUGGAAUUGGAAG
Molecule: messenger RNA, 3629 nt
Organism: Camelus dromedarius (Arabian camel)
Lineage: Eukaryota; Metazoa; Chordata; Mammalia; Artiodactyla; Camelidae
Gene: FAM170A
Product: family with sequence similarity 170 member A
Exons: 8
Coding region: 1601-2593 (330 amino acids)
Biological process (GO): fertilization
Cellular component (GO): nucleus
Source: RefSeq, a predicted model, not a curated record